UCUGUUUGGCUUCUUAUAUAAACAAUUCAUAUAAGUAACAGAGCAAAGAGAAGUUGGCCAACGGUUAGUUUCCAUGAUUCUCUUGGAGUUGAAGCGAAAGCUGUUAGAUUAUUGGUCACCAUCUGAGCUCAAUCCCACCUGCCUUCCUUCACCCUUCAUCCUCCUCUCUCUUCUUCUCUACUCUUCCUUUUAUGUUUUUUCUUUCCAAUCAAAAUCUGUAUGUGGAUUUCCAAGUUUUUAGCUAUGGGUUCUGAAGAUUCUGAGGAUAUCCUCCCCUGAACUCAAAUUUGUUUACUUUAGCUUCCCUGUGGAACUGUGAAGCAUGAAUACUCGAUACUAUUCCCCACCGGAUUCUUUGUAUGGUUCUGGCAUUCCAUUUUCAUUUCAAUCGAUUUCUUCGAUUGUAGAAGAUGAUCAGAUGGCUAUUCGAGUCCCAAAUGGGUCGGCUAGAGUCCUUCCUUCAUCGUUCUUGAUGAGGACGGCAAUGAGAAUAUCAAGAGCGAGUUGGUUUAGUUUCUUGAGAAGAGUCUUCCAUUACCAGAAUGGGUCAAGGUCUGAUCUUGGAUCAAACCCUUUUAAUUCUGGGUCUUGGAUCACCUUGGAAUUCGUAGCCUUGGCUGUUCAAAUGAUGGUCAUAUCUCUUACGCUGCUCACUUCCAAGGAGGAGAAGCCAGUGUGGCCUCUAAAGAUAUGGAUUUUUGGAUAUGCCAUUGGAUGCCUCUUUACUCUGCCUCUACUGUACUGGCGCUUUCGGCAUGGUUCUUUGAUCCAAGGAAACUCUGAUUUAGAACAACAAAGAAGCAAUGAAGAUUCCAGGUCACAUUUGAUGAACAAAUCCAGGACUUUCCUCGAACUGUUCUUUGCAAUUUGGUUCGUGAUAGGAAACAUUUGGGUCUUUGAUUCUCGCUUCGGGUCCUUCAAUCGAGCUCCAAAGCUUCAUGUCCUAUGUAUGUCGCUGCUUGCUUGGAAUGCAGUCAGCUACUCUUUUCCCUUCAUGCUGUUUCUAUUGCUCUGUUGCUUUGUGCCAUUGAUCAGCAAGAUCCUCGGUUACAACAUGAACAUGGGUUCAGAAGAUCGAGGGGCAUCUGAUGAUCAGAUUUCCCACCUACCCAGCUGGAAAUAUAAGCAAGUUGACAGCCAUUCAGGGCCUGGUGAUGCUGCUGAGUACAAUUCAGAUUCUGAGAAUGAAAAUUUGGAAUGCUGUAUUUGCCUCGCUAGAUACAAAGACAAGGAAGAGGUUAGGCAGUUGCCAUGUUCCCAUAUUUUCCACCAAAGCUGCGUGGAUCAAUGGCUCAGGAUUAUAUCUUCUUGUCCUCUUUGUAAACAAGAUCUAAGGAGAUAAAAAAGAACAAGAGGAGUGCUGACCAGAGGAAAGCAUUUGUUUUGAUUGUUAAUAUUCAUGUAUCUACAGAUUAUUUUGAGUGUGCUUAUUGUACAGUUCAGGCUUGUCUGGAUCCUAAGGGAAACAGGAUACAAUGUGAUACAGGUACUGAUCAGAUGGAUUUGUGUGUUUUAUGUAUGUGGUUGAGUCAGAGAGAGAGGGAGGGAGGUUAAACCCUUAUAUAUUCAUACCCCAUUGUACCCAAUAACAAAAGCUUAGAAAAUAUGACAAAGGAACUUGAGGAAA
Molecule: messenger RNA, 1627 nt
Organism: Macadamia integrifolia
Lineage: Eukaryota; Viridiplantae; Streptophyta; Magnoliopsida; Proteales; Proteaceae
Product: E3 ubiquitin-protein ligase At1g63170-like
Exons: 3
Coding region: 323-1342 (339 amino acids)
Source: RefSeq, a predicted model, not a curated record